AGGGGUUAAAGGUUGAAAGUGAUUGUAUGAAAAAGAGACAGAGGCACAGAGAGAUAGAUUUGUCACUGGAGACUGUUCAUCAUGGAUUCAUCACCCGGGGUUCUGAUCCUGUGCUCUCUCUUAUGUUCAGUAUAUCUCUGUGCAGUGUCUGCUCAGGCUCCCGUGGUCUCUGUGGAGCCCCGCGCUGCCACGGUGCGCCAAGGGGAGUCUGCCAGCUUCAGAUGCCAGGUGGGGAGCGGGGCCCCUCCAGUCCAACUGCAGUGGAAGAGAGCCAAUAACCAAGCGUUACCAGACAACGCUAAGGUUGGUCCUGAUGGCUCUGUGUUGACGAUUGCUAAGGCCCGGCCUGAGAACAAGGGCCAGUACCGCUGCAUGGCAUCAAACUCUGCGGGCCGCAGCACCGCCAUGGCUGUGCUCAACGUCAAAUAUGCUCCUAAAGUGCAGCUGACCCAGGCCGGGCCCCUGCAGGUCAGGAUGGGUGAACCUGUAUCAGUGGAUUGUCGUGCCACCGGCAGGCCCCGCCCCACCACCACCUGGAAACGCCAGGGCUCCACCCUGCAGCUGGUUACCAAGGAGACAAAUGAUGUCAACACCAUACAGUGGCCUGCAGUGCAUCCAGAGGACUCAGGAGUUUAUAUUUGCCUGGCUGAAAACAGUGAGGGGGUGGCGGAGGUAAAAAUUAAGAUCGUAGUUCAGGGGCAGCCGGGGGCUCCAGUGGCUUCCGUGGGCGCCACAGAGAUGACGGUGGUGGAUGGACACACGAUCACAAUGUCGUGUCAGGCCAGCGGUUCCCCGCUUCCUGUCAUCACCUGGUCCAAGCUCCGAGCACCGUUGCCCUGGAAACACACAGUGUCUGGUGGAGUUUUGACGCUCAACGGCGUGGGGCGCCAGGAUUCAGGGCAAUACAUCUGCAAUGCCACCAACAUACAUGGCUACAGCGAGGCAUACAUGCAGAUGGAGGUGGAGAGUCCUCCGUACGCCACCAGCCUGCCCGACCAGGUGAGGCUGCAGCCCGGAGACGCCCUGAGCCUGCAGUGUCUCGCCCUCGGCACGCAUCCCAUUCAGAUUGAGUGGAGCCGGGGGGGCAGGGUGAGUCUGCCUCCGGGAUCAGAGUCCACCAAGGAUGGGAGUCUGCAGAUAGCCCACGUUAAACUGAGCGAUGCCGGAACGUACAAAUGCGUGGCCACCAACCACAUCGGCUCCAGUGAGGCGCUGGCCAGAGUCAUCAUAAGAGCUUAAUCCAUUGUGGUUCCAUCUGAUUGAGAAACUAUGCAGCGCUCACAAUCUCUGCAAACCGGGAUUAUUGACUUCAAGACGGUCAAUACUGCAAAAACUGGGGAAAUUAUAUGUAAUAGAUUUAUAUAUUUUGAAAUAUAUCAAUGCUGUUUAACCUCUAGGUUUAAUUGUGCAUAUGGGGUUAGGUUUGUACUUUUAUAGAAAACUCAUACUGUUGCCAUUGUUGCUCCUGUCUCAUUUCUCCCUUGCGAAAGCUUUUCUCUGACGUCCUCCAGAAUGUGUGUGGGAGUUUCUUCGGCUGGAAUGCCUCUGCACCCCCUCUGCCUCCCUUUAUGUCAUUGGAUAAGUCGACACUGUUGCACUUCCAAAAUGGAAAGAAGGUCACAAUGAAGCACCGGAUCUAAAGCCCUUAUUAUGCUGUUAAAUAUCAAAACAAUAAAGACCAAUUCAUUUCAAUGAAAAA
Messenger RNA from Gymnodraco acuticeps, 1699 nucleotides. RefSeq names its product basement membrane-specific heparan sulfate proteoglycan core protein-like. Lineage: Eukaryota; Metazoa; Chordata; Actinopteri; Perciformes; Bathydraconidae. The record is from RefSeq and is a predicted model, not a curated record. The coding region runs from base 82 to 1239 and encodes 385 amino acids. The transcript is spliced from 8 exons. Gene Ontology annotation, molecular function: cell-cell adhesion mediator activity. Gene Ontology annotation, cellular component: plasma membrane; axon; cell-cell junction. Gene Ontology annotation, biological process: homophilic cell-cell adhesion; axon guidance; dendrite self-avoidance.